UUCCUGGCAAGAGAGAGAGAGAGAGAGAGAGAGUUCUUCUCAGCAAUGGGAGAUGUGAUGGGAUGUAAAGUAAGUGAUGACGAAAGGAUAAACAUGAAUGGAACCUGCAAAAGCAGUGAAGAUGUUAUUAAGGGAGAUGAUGAAAUCGAAUCGACUGAGACAGAACUGAGAGGAGUCAGAGAAGAAAACUUGAGACUGAAAAACCUGCUGCAACAAAUAGGGAAGGAUUACAAGGCGCUGGAAAUGCGAUUCGUCGAUAUUUUCCAGCAAGAGUCCAAGAAAAACGGAAGCCCGAUUAUCGUUGCACCUGCUGAGGAUGAUCAAGAACAAGAACUCGUAUCUCUUCGCCUCGGAACAAGUGUUGAGCCCAAAAAGGAAGAUGUUCAUGUUGCAAGUGGUAGCAGUAGCAGCUGCUGCAAAGUUAUCUGUGAAAAUGGUGAACUUAAGCUUGGAAUGGACUACAGCCUUGGACGGCUGGAAACUGAUGAUGGCUCCAUGGCUUUCAGAAAGAAUCCAGGCCCUGAUAAUUGUAGCUUCACAGGUAAAAAGGAAGAGGAUAAGGCAGGAGAAAAAUGGCCACCGGGUAAUGGUUUGAAGACGCAGAGAAGUGGGGAUGAUGAACUCUCUCAGACAAGCGUGAAGAGAGCAAGAGUUUGUGUAAGAGCAAGAUGCGAUACCCCAACGAUGAAUGAUGGGUGCCAGUGGAGAAAAUACGGGCAGAAAAUUGCAAAGGGAAAUCCCUGUCCGCGGGCUUAUUAUCGCUGCACAGUUUCUCCAACAUGCCCCGUCAGGAAACAGGUGCAACGAUGUGCGGAAGACAUGUCUAUCUUGAUCACAACCUACGAAGGCACUCACAACCACCCACUACCCAUGUCGGCCACCGCCAUGGCUUCCACUACCUCCGCAGCAGCUUCCAUGCUCCUCUCUGGCUCCUCCACUUCCCAGCCAUCGGCCACCGCAGCUCCAAGCACCCAUCUUUACGGACCACCAACUUUCUAUCCUUUUGAUAACUCCAGAACUCAACCUUAUUUCUUGCCCAACUCUUCAUCAGCUCCCUUCCCCACAAUAACUCUAGAUCUGACCACCAAUCCUGCAACCACACAAGGUGGCUUUGGCCUGUAUUCCUCGACAUCUCGACUGAAUCCUAGAGUUCCUACGACAAACCUAAGCUUUUCUUCAGUGGAUUCUAACAUGGGAUCAACGACGGUUUGGGGCAGCGGAGGGUCUUCUUAUGGGACAUUUCCCUAUAACAAAGAUCACCAUUUUUUGCUGCCCGGAAAACCAGCCCAAGAACUGAAGUUCCAAUCCUACUUUGAAAUGUUUAACCACGCUUCCUCCCAACAGGCUCUAACAGAAACGUUGACCAAGGUAAUCACAUCUGAUCCGAGCUUUCGAUCAGUAAUAGCAGCCGCAAUCUCAUCAAUGGCUGCUAAUGGAGGUACUGGAAAACUGAACAAUUAUGAGAAGGGGGAAAAUCUUGGCUGAACAUACUCGAACAAAUCGGUACCUUUUGAAUCCAUAAAUUAGAAGGCUGCAUCUUCAACAGUUUCCACUUUGCAGUUCUAUUGAAUGGAAAAUCAAGAACCAACUGGUUGUGGAUUUUUGGGAUUUUCAACCAGGGAUGAUCAUGAGUUCUUGAUUAGCCAGCAUGGGUUUUCGUCAGAACACACAAUGUAAAUAAAUUUGGUUUUGUGUUCCAGCUUAGUGAGAUGAAAAGAGUGAGAUAUUUAUUCCAGCCCUCCAUAUUUUAGUCUCAUACAUAUAGAGCGCUGGAAUGAAUAUUUGAUUUGUAUUUAUCAGUAUUGAAAUGAAAUAAAGGCGUAGGUAGCAACUGCAUCAGGUUUCAGAAAUGAUCUGCACAGACUAUCAUUUGGUUCACACAGAUUCCAUCAAUAU
This is a messenger RNA of Sesamum indicum (sesame), 1896 nucleotides long. It is a transcript of the gene WRKY72, whose product is annotated as WRKY DNA-binding protein 72. The record is from RefSeq and is a predicted model, not a curated record. Gene Ontology annotation, molecular function: sequence-specific DNA binding; DNA-binding transcription factor activity. Gene Ontology annotation, biological process: regulation of DNA-templated transcription. Lineage: Eukaryota; Viridiplantae; Streptophyta; Magnoliopsida; Lamiales; Pedaliaceae.